AUGGCGCCGUCCGGGACUUCAAUGUUCUCCAAGCUCAGGCCCGGCCAUGCGAAGCGCAAUGCCUCGAGUCCGGCCUCGCCCGAGCCCGUCCCCAGCCCCAGUCCUGCCGCACCUCCACUGCCCUCGCCCGCGCAGACCACCGACCACUUCUCCUCGCCGCGCUUCAACGACAAUGCCAGCUACACCUCGGGCUCGCCCAUAUCGCCCUACCCGCCCCAACUGCCGCCCAUCGCACGCGUCGCCUCCAAGCUGGACAAGGCGGCUUCGCCUGGUAGCUCCCAAUAUACCGCCAGUCAGCACUCGGGGAGCACUGGGGGGAGCAGCAGUAAGAUGGCGCAGGAUCGCAGCUUGCUCUCCCCGCCCCAGAGGGCACAGGACCACUUCUCCCCCGCCUAUGAGAACAAGCCCCUCUCUGCGCGCUCACACAGUGGAGGCUCUCCCUUGCCACAGAGGACAGAACCCGCCCCGUCGUCUGAGACGCCUCCCCAGUCAUCCUCCCACCUGGCGCCCUCUGUCAUCUCUCCCAGCUAUUCCAACUUCUCCAAGUCGCAGACGUCGCUGCUGAGUGGCAUCAGCGACAAGCUCACGGGCAGUUCCAAGGGCACUUCGACCCCAACAGCAGCCCCCAGCAAGUCGAGAUCGAGACUGACCCUGCGCAAUCCCAUGUCCCUCCUCAUGCGACGCAGGUCUGGACAGACCCUGGAUCCUCUCGCCGACGAAUCGCUCGUUACCCAACGCUCGCCCUCGAACGUUCCCCCCAUGCCCGACAACUACGACCCCAGUAUCCGCGGAAAGAUCGUACACGACUUCAACGCGCCGAGACUGAACAGAGGCUACUCGUACAAUACUGCGGCAGAAGGCGGAGAAGGGCAGCAGGAGAUUGGUCGUGUCAGCCCGCCGAAGAUAGACAAGGAGCAUACACCAGUGUUCCGUGAGCACUUUGACGACGAUACCAGCUACGAGCAGUCGCAAGCUGCUAUACGGGCUGAGCAACUGGUGAAUAAGGACUUCCUCGCGAGAAAUUCCGUACAAUAUCCCCCGCCUGAACGCUCAGCUCCUCCUCCGCCGCAACCCAAGAACUCGCCGCCGCCUCCGCCUCCACCGCAGUUGUCCCCAUUGCCUCCCCCACAAACGUCUCCACUGCCUCGACCGUCAUUCCAAGGUUUCGACAGCGGUUCCUCAGUCCUUUCGCCUGUACAAGAGUCAGAGAAUCCCCUCGAUGUGUCUACAGAUGUUACCCCGCGGAAAAGAAAGUCGACAAAGUCGCCACCACCGCCCGCACGCUCGAGAGCCACCUCCGUCUCCGACCCGUCGUUCCAGCCAGCCGGGCUACCUGCGCAUUUCAGCAGUCGAGCGUCCAGGUUCAGCUUCCAGAUAUCUGGUCAGACGGAUUCUGCGCAAGAGAAGCUGCUCGAGGAGCGACACAAGGCGAAGGAGGCGGAGAAGAAGCAGGCGCGUAUUUCUACAAAUUCGGUCGAAGACGACUACGACGACUACGGCAUGGACGAUUACGAUGAUAUGGACGGCGGGUUUGACGAAGAAAUACCGAUGCUGGGUGAGGAGGACGAGUUUGGGGGUGGACUGGGAGACCAAACCCUCGACUCUGGCAUGAACGCUUUCGACUUCUCAUCUCUGUCGCUACAGCAGAAUAAGGGUCAUAUUGCCAGUCCGAUGAACCAGAUGCAGGCACCCGUCGACAUGAACGGAAACCCCAUCGGUUUUGCCAUGUCGCAGGAGAUGCUCCAGCAAUAUCAGAUGUUGAUGAUGAGCGGGCAGCUGGAUGGCCAGAAUGCGAUGAACGCUCAAGCGCAGGGGCUAGGCUUGACAACUUCUCAAAAUCAGCCGGACGAAUCCCAGGACGAAUCCCCCGAGACAUCAGAUAACGCCGUUCCUUCGGAUGCCAAACAGCAGAGCUUUGGGAACAUCGAUUUGGGCGAUGACUUUGACUUUGACGACGGGCUUAUCGGCGACCAAGACGACAUUGAGCCUACAGAGUUUGACGAAAACGUCUUCGAUGACCCCAACGGACCGUUGUACGAGAGGAAGGUCAAGUUUGCAGAGGACGAGCAAGCACCUGCUGCUCAUCAGCCGCGUGCCUACGAUGUCUUGAGUUCGGAGACGGGCUAUGAGGCGGAUGACGACACUGUGUCGAAGCACCUUGAGAAGUCUUCGCCCACGCUCGCACACAAAACUUCAAUCGCCCAGCAGCGACCCGUGCCCAGUUUUGAGAAUCUCAGCGCAUAUCACAGUGCUCUUGCUGAUGCAGCAACGCGCGCGGAGGCUGCUGGUCGGUUUACGAGGAAAGCGAGUGUGGAUGUCGGCCAAACCAGCUUCGAUGCUGACGACCAGUCCUCACUUAGCAACUCCCGACCCAGUCUUGUCCCUGACGAUGGUCGCUUCAGUGUAGACACCAUCAGCUUCCCACAAGAUGAUGAUGUGUACGGCAUGAGCUCUGGUUUUGUUAACGACGACUACGACUACAGUGAUUUUGAUUCCGCCAUGGAAGAUGACCCCAUCAUCGCCGAGGCAAACGCUGAAGCCCUGGCUUACGACGAUGAGGGGUUUUACGGACAAGAGUUUGGUUUCUACGCAUCUGCAGUCGGAGAGUCACCAAGCGCUUGGGGUGGCUUCUUUGGACCAUCUGGAAUGGGUCUGGGUCGCACAGUCAGCGGUCGCAAUGCUGUAAGAGAGCCGAAUCUGACGCCCAUCACCGAGCGCAGCGAAUACAGCACUCGCAAUUCCUUCAUCAGUCUCAACCACUUCCGCGACGGUAAUCAACCAAUGUCUAGCCCUGGCCUAGCGCAACUCGCCCGGAUGAGUCCAUAUGGCUUCCCCGGAAACGAGGAGGAAGACAUGAGUCUCGACACUCUGCUGAAGCUACGGAAAGGCGCCUUUGGUGGAAGUGUGGCCAGUCUACCAGUCAGUGCGGCUAACAGCCCGCGCAACUCUUCUCCCAUGGGCAUGCAGUUCGUACCACGAGCAUCAAGCCCCGUCGGCAACCGCAUGAAGGAGCACCCUUCUAGCUCGCUCGAGAGCUCUUACUCUUCCAAAAACGUCUCAUCCGACUAUCCCAAUGACGAUCAAAUGGACGAGGAGGACGACGACGGUCUCAUGGACGCCGUCAACGGCGUAUACGAGUCCGGUCGCUCCAGCUCAGACUCCUACGACAACAACGACCGCCCCGAAAGCCCCACUCUCACAUCCAGCGACUAUAACAGCCUCUCCAGCCCAACCGGCUACGGCGUAGGAAACGAAGCACCCCUCCUCCCUCCCAUCUCAGAACUCUACGCCCAACACAACAUGAGCCUAGCCAUGUCCCCCGGCGGCCUCUCCGCAACCUCACCCUCCAAUAUCUCCCUCCCCGUCUCCCCCUUCCCCAUGCCACUCUCCUCGCCCUUUCUACCCCAACACGUAAACCGACCACCAAACCCACCUUCAAUCGAUACUUCGCUAUCUUCGCCAUCUGCGCCUACGGUUUCUACGACUGGUCAAACGCGCAGGCAGAGUAUGGGACUUAGUCCUAUCUCCAAUUCUAGUCCUAUUACGCCGAACGGUGGUGGUGGGAGUGGAUGGAAUAGAGGACAUAGUCGCAAGGGGAGUGCGGCUGAUAGCGUGACGUAUGUGCGCGAACAUGAUGAGGCGGGCGAGGGGAGGUGGGUUUUGGAGAGGAGGCGCACGGCCGAGAGUGGCGAGUUGGAGUUGAUAGGACGGGAGAUUGUUGAGGGUGGGAGGAUAUAG
Alternaria ventricosa is the source of this 3738-nucleotide messenger RNA. RefSeq lists its product as uncharacterized. Bases 1 to 3738 code for a protein of 1245 amino acids. The record is from RefSeq and is a predicted model, not a curated record. The transcript has a single exon. NCBI's taxonomy places the organism in Eukaryota, Fungi, Ascomycota, Dothideomycetes, Pleosporales, Pleosporaceae.